AUGUCGGACACUUCCUCUCGAGAAGGAUCCCCAACGUCAGACUCCCCACAAUGGCAGCCCGAUGAAGAUGCAGAUGAGUGCUUCAAUUGCCACAGACGCUUCUCGACUUUCUUCAGGCGCCACCACUGCCGCAAAUGCGGCCGGGUCGUGUGCAGCGGGUGCUCUCCUCAUCGCAUCACUAUACCUCGUCAAUUCAUCGUCAACCCUCCGGACCUGAUGGACCAGCCUGCUACGAAUGAGCCUGUCCGCUUAUGCAAUCCGUGCGUGCCGGAUCCACAGCCUGAUCCGGGCGCCUUGUCAUCAGCCAUGGACAUCCUGUCCGUGAACCCAUCCAGCAGAGAAAUUUGGACGUCAAGGCAGCCUCCAGUGCCACCACAUUCACCACCACAGCAUCCACGACGUCAUCACUCCACGGCCACAUUCGAUCAGAUCCUCAAUAGCCCGCCUCAACCACCGCGCAACGAGGACCCACGGCGCCUCCGGGCCAGGACCAUGGCCGACUCCCUCGAAACGCAACGUAGACCACGUGGUAGCUCACUCUACGCCCAGCACAUGCGUGACAUGGGCACCUCAGCCCCACCAGCGUCAGCACCACGGCGAGCCCCACGGCCCCGUCUGAACGAAGAAGACAUCUGCCCAAUCUGCUUCCGCGCCCUUCCCCCCAAAGGCCCUAACGGCGAGGAAACCCAACGGGAAGCGCAUAUCGUCGAUUGCAUCACUUCUCGCUCCCCAGCUGCACGGGACCCCAACGCGGUACCCAGUGAAGCGACGGCCAGCUCCUCGUCGCGGCCCACCCGACUACGGAUCCUGCCCUUCACAGCGACAGAGAAGGACUGCGUGAGCACUAGUAAUGACGGUAGCUCACCGGAGUGCUCCAUCUGUAUGGUCGAGUACGAUCCCGGAGACGAGCUGGCCCGGCUCGAGUGCUUUUGCAAGUUCCACAAGGAGUGUAUCGUGUCGUGGCUCAAUCGGAAGGCAGAGUGUCCUGUGCACAAGGCUGCGAGCAUGUAUUAG
Messenger RNA from Cyphellophora attinorum, 1014 nucleotides. RefSeq names its product E3 ubiquitin-protein ligase PIB1. Gene Ontology annotation, molecular function: metal ion binding. The transcript has a single exon. The coding region runs from base 1 to 1014 and encodes 337 amino acids. The record is from RefSeq and is a predicted model, not a curated record. Lineage: Eukaryota; Fungi; Ascomycota; Eurotiomycetes; Chaetothyriales; Cyphellophoraceae.